AUGGUUCUAUACGCUACCACACAGCCAAUUGGAUCAGUUAUUUGCUUUAGUUAUGCAGUCCUUUAUGUGUUUGUUCUAUAUUUUCCUUCAACAGAUGUAAAUCUUGUACAGAGAAAUACACCGAUUAUGAUUAAACGUCGAAUAAAAGCUGUUUUAUAUUUGUGUAUUAUUUGUGGUUUCUCAACAGUAUGGCUUACACGGCCAUCAUAUAUAAAGCAUUUUCCACAUGCCUUUUUUAUUUUAGGAAUUUGGCCAUGUAAAGGACGAGAUGUUUUACGGUCUCUGACUUUAGUCUUCUGCUUAUUUUUGGGGCCUUUUGUGAAACGAAUUGGACUUACACGUAGACUUCCUAGAUCUUUUUCGUCUAGAAUAUCAUUAACACAUGCUGAUCGCAAUACCCGACGUUGGAUCAGAUGGAGAAAUUAUGUAGUUGGUCCAUUUACUGAAGAAUUUGUAUUUCGAUCAUGUAUGAUUCCUCUAUUGCGUCAAAUGUCGACAUCAAACACAAUUAUAGUUGCUUCUUUGUUAUUUGGAAUAGCACAUAUACAUCAUUUCUAUGAAUAUAGCCGUUCAUAUCCUGGUUACAUUAAAACUGGACUCUUGACGUAUCUUUUUCAAUUUUUUUAUACUACAAUAUUUGGAGGAUUUACUUCAUAUCUGUAUUUAUACAAUCAAAAUCUUUGGUCAAUUGUAGCAGUGCAUAUUUUUUGUAAUUGGAUAGAAUUUCCACAGUUGUAUGGAUUAGUUGAUAACUCUAAAUUUAAAACGGUAAUUUAUUAUAUAAUGUUAUGGCUUGGAUUUAUUGGAUUUAUCAUUUUUUUCAAGCCACUGACACAGCCUUUCUGA
This is a messenger RNA of Pneumocystis jirovecii RU7, 846 nucleotides long. Its product is annotated as CAAX prenyl protease. The record is from RefSeq and is a predicted model, not a curated record. Gene Ontology annotation, cellular component: endoplasmic reticulum membrane. The transcript is spliced from 3 exons. Gene Ontology annotation, biological process: CAAX-box protein processing. NCBI's taxonomy places the organism in Eukaryota, Fungi, Ascomycota, Pneumocystomycetes, Pneumocystales, Pneumocystaceae. The coding region runs from base 1 to 846 and encodes 281 amino acids. Gene Ontology annotation, molecular function: metalloendopeptidase activity.